AUGGCUGGGCCUCAGUCCCGACAGCGGAGUCUCCGCAUCCUCGUCCUCAACGCCAACUCUUCCACGGCCAUGACCAGCGGCGCCGUGGCUGCCGCCGAGAAGUUGGGUCUGCCCAAUAUCGAAAUCUAUUCCUACACGCCCCCUUCCUCCGCCCCCGCAAGCAUCGACAACCAGGAAGACAUCGACAAGAGCACACAGGUCAUUCUCGACGAUGCCGUUCUUGCCCAAGACCUCGAGGGAGGAAAAUAUGACGCCGUCCUCGUGGCCUGCUUCAGCGUCCAUUCCCUCGUCGGCGAGCUCAGCAAGUACAAGCACAUUGCCGUCACGGGCAUCUUUGAAGCCAGCAUCACCACAGUCUUGUCACUAACCCCUGCUCCCCUGAAUAAUGAGAAAUGGGGCAUCGUAACCACAGGAAAGUUCUGGGAAGACCACCUCGGGGAUGGAGUAAAGGCGUUCCUCGGCCAGGACAGCACCGCUGCCAAUCACAAGUUCGCGGGCGUAUUUACCUCAGGAUUGACCGCGGGCGACUUCCACACUGUUUCCCCCGAAGAGGUCAAGGCCAAGCUGGAAACGGCCGUAGCCCAGCUUUUUGCUUCGGGGAAUGUGUCUUGCGUAGUUAUGGGCUGUGCGGGGAUGGCGGGCUUGGAGGAUACCAUCCGUGCAUCCGCAAUUGCCUCAUAUGGAAAGGAUGCAGGAGAACAAGUCUACAUCGUUGACGGAGUGAAAGCGGGCAUACUACAGCUGGAGCAAACUGUCCGUAGUAUACAGGCAUUCCGAUGA
Ilyonectria robusta is the source of this 780-nucleotide messenger RNA. RefSeq names its product Asp/Glu/hydantoin racemase. Lineage: Eukaryota; Fungi; Ascomycota; Sordariomycetes; Hypocreales; Nectriaceae. The record is from RefSeq and is a predicted model, not a curated record. The transcript has 2 exons. Bases 1 to 780 code for a protein of 259 amino acids.